This is a messenger RNA of Microthlaspi erraticum, 978 nucleotides long. Lineage: Eukaryota; Viridiplantae; Streptophyta; Magnoliopsida; Brassicales; Brassicaceae. The record is from the annotation of a GenBank genome assembly.
AUGACAAAAUCCGAGACCACGCUUUCAAAGUUACGGGCAGGAUCUAAUUCUACCCAAGAAUGCAAAGAGUUGAUGUCUUAUCUUCCAAAAGACAGAAACUUUUUCACAGAGCAUCUCUAUCAAUACCAAGGAUUUUGGUACCCACCAAACCUCUUAGAAGGUGUUCUAUAUAGCCAGAAGCAUUUUCACGCUAGAGAUUCAGACAUCAUCCUCGUAAGCAGUCCUAAAUCAGGCACAACUUGGUUAAAAGCACUAGCCUUUGCUUUGGUUCAGAGACAAGAGUUCCAAAAUCCUCUAGAAUCACAUCCUCUGCUCCAUAACAAUCCACAUUCCCUAGUGCCCUUUAUCGAAGCUUUCAACUUUCACACUCAAAAAGAUACUUUUCCUAGGAUCUUCUCUACACACAUUCCUCUUGGGUCUCUCCCUGAGUCCGUUCAGGACUCGUCUUGCAAGAUUGUGUACUGCUGCAGGAACCCGAAGGACGCGUUUGUCUCGCUUUGGCAUUUCAUGAAAAGAUUGGUUCUCAAGGAGAUGGUUGGUUGUACAAUGGAGGAGAUGGUGAGAGGGUUUUGUAGAGGGUCAAGUGUUUAUGGACCCUUUUGGGAUCAUGCAUUGGAAUACUGGAAAGAGAGCCUAGAAAACCCGGAGAGAGUUUUCUUUGUUAUGUAUGAAGAGAUGAGAGAGAAGCCAGAGGAAUGGGUGAUGAAGAUCGCUGAGUUCUUGGGAUGUUCUUUUACAGAGAGAGAGGUUGAAGAUGGAGUCUUGGAGGAUAUUGUAAACCUGUGUAGUCUUGAGAAUCUGAGUAAGUUGGAGGUUAACGAGAAGGGGAAGUUGGUGAAUGGAAUGGAGACUAAGGCUUUCUUCAGGAAAGGCGAGAUUGGAGGAUGGAAAGAUACUUUGACUCCUUUGCUGGCUGAGGAGAUAGAUAAAGCCACUGAGGAGAAGCUGCUUGGUUCUGCUUUUAGAUUCUUUUGCUAA